Aricia agestis (brown argus) is the source of this 1764-nucleotide messenger RNA. RefSeq names its product sin3 histone deacetylase corepressor complex component SDS3. Gene Ontology annotation, biological process: negative regulation of transcription by RNA polymerase II. The transcript is spliced from 7 exons. Gene Ontology annotation, cellular component: Sin3-type complex. Lineage: Eukaryota; Metazoa; Arthropoda; Insecta; Lepidoptera; Lycaenidae. The record is from RefSeq and is a predicted model, not a curated record. Gene Ontology annotation, molecular function: histone deacetylase binding. The coding region runs from base 148 to 1215 and encodes 355 amino acids.
UUGUUCAGCGCAGCUACAGUAUUUUUCGCAAUUAAUUUUAAAAAUUUCUGAAUGGUAUGCGCUACUCACGUUACAUGUAUUCGAUUUAGGAAGUUACAGCAACGUGCUUAGCGCUCAUUUCUUUAAUCGUGAUAACAUUCAAUCUGUAUGCAACUGCUACGCGUCGCUUCCACUAUGUCUUACCAAGGAUCGCCAUACUCAGGCCCCGGGGACGAAUAUGACUUCGAGGACGACGGGUACGACGAUUUGGACGAGUACAGGGACCCAGAAGAGCCAUUGCAGACCCCGGCCAUGGACGACAGCGACGAAGAUACAGAGGAGGCAAGCGAGACAGAUCUACCAAACAAUGAUGAGCCUGUUGAAGUUAAAGAGCAUGUCCCAUGUUCCUCAAGGAUGUACCAGGACAAGCUGAUAAACUUGAAGAAGCAGCUGCAACAGCUGGAGGAUAAUGUGCACCCCGAGCUGCUGCGGAGGGUCAAGCGGCUGGAGCACCAGCUGCACGAGCGACUGCGGCUGAACAGGCUAUACAAAGAUCACAUGUUUGAUGUGGUUGAGAGAGAAUACAUAGCAGAGAAGAAGGCUGCAGCAAAAGAAUUUGAAGAGAAGAAAGUGGAGUUGAGGGAGAAUCUAAUCAAUGAUUUUGAGGAAAAGAAGAAACUCAUUGAAAGUGAAAGAAAUACAAUGGAACUCAAUGGAGACUCAAUAGAGGUAAAACCGCCCAUGAAGCGCAUUUUAAGGCGGCGGGCGAACGAGCCCGCACCCGCGCCGGAGAAGCGCCGCAAGCCGCUAGCGACGACGCUGACGUUCCAGCUGGACGAGCGAGACAUCGACGCCGACCUGCGGGCCAUCGCGCGCGACCCGCACCCCGCGCACGCCGCACACCCCGCGCACACCGCACACCCGGCGCACCCUAGACGUCCGCACAGCACAUUAUCCGGUUCAUCCCCGGUCCGGGAAGACGUAGAACCGCGGGAGUCGCGCGGGGAGUCCCGGGACACGCGCGUGGAGGACGGCAAGCUGCUGUACGAGCGGCGGUGGUUCCACCGCGGCCAGAGCGUGUACGUGGAGGGGCGGGACAUGCCGCGCUUCCCCGCCCACAUACACAGCAUCGCGGAUGAGUCGAUACUCGUCAAGAAGACAAACUUGGAUCGAGUUCGGUUGUUCAUAUCGGACCUCGCGCGCGGUAAAGUGACGAUAAAACGACGCGCGUCGUAAUACCCAGUGUGUGUGUUAGUAAUAGUAUGUGAGUGACUGUGUACUGUGACUAUAAUAUUAUACUAUAACUGGAGGCUGAUUUUAGUCUCCCGCUAACCGUUCGUUGACCGUCAAGACCACCAAUGAAGUGAAUACCAAUGAAAUUAGAAAAGAAAACCAACCCUUUAGAUAGUUGAAUGUCAUUUAAUUUCGUUGCCUUUUCGUUCGUUGUUGCGUUUGUUGCGUUCAAAGUAAACAUUGCAACAUCUACCUGAAGACGUAGGAUUCAAAAAUUGUUAUUAGAGUAGCUGAUAUCCCUGCCAAAAAUCAUUAAGUUUAAUGGUGGUUACAGAGAGGCAUAUACGCCAAAAGAUGGUUAGAAUAUCGGUUUUUCUGAUGAUGUAAUUUCUGUCAUUUUCUUACAUAAAAGUGAUAAAUCUAUAUGUAUCACACUUGAAAAUUGUGACGUCCAAACUCAUAGUUGAAAGUAAAACAGUUCCUCAAAUACUGGUACAAUAUUUUUUUUAGCAAUAUAGCUUCUAUAGUGCAACAUUGUGAUCAUUUUAAACA